AUGGCCGGGACCAGCAGCCCCGAAGCCGUGAAGAAGCUGCUGGAAAACAUGCAGGGCGACCUGCGGGGCCUGAGCCUGGAGUGCCGGAAAAAAUUCCCCCCCGUCAAGGAGGCUGCUGAAUCAGGAAUAAUAAAAGUGAAAACAAUAGCUGCACGGAACACAGAUAUUUUGGCAGCUUUGAAAGAGAACAGCUCAGAGGUGGUUCAGCCUUUUCUGAUGGGUUGUGGAACAAAAGAACCAAAGAUCACUCAGCUGUGUCUAGCAGCCAUACAGAGGCUUAUGUCUCAUGAAGUUGUUUCAGAGGCUGCAGCAGGAAACAUUAUUAAUAUGCUUUGGCAAUUGAUGGAGAACAGUCUUGAAGAACUUAAAUUGCUCCAGACAGUUCUUGUACUUUUAACAACCAAUACAGUUGUGCAUGAUGAAGCAUUGUCCAAGGCAAUUGUACUUUGCUUUCGAUUGCACUUCACAAAAGAUAAUAUCACAAAUAACACUGCGGCAGCUACAGUGCGGCAAGUAGUUACUGUUGUGUUUGAGAGAGUGGUUGCUGAAGAUGAGCGAUACAAAGAUGCUGUUGACCAGCCAGCUGCAGUUCAAGGGAACAGCAAUAGAAGAUCUGUCAGUACGCUCAAGCCAUGUGCUAAGGAUGCAUAUAUGCUUUUUCAGGAUCUUUGUCAGUUAGUUAAUGCUGAUGCUCCCUACUGGCUCGUGGGUAUGACAGAAAUGACACGUACAUUUGGCCUUGAGCUUCUUGAGUCGGUCCUCAACGACUUUCCACAAGUGUUUUUACAACAUCAGGAAUUCAGUUUUCUUCUUAAAGAAAGGGUAUGCCCUCUUGUUAUAAAGCUCUUCUCCCCAAAUAUCAAAUUCAGGCAAGGUUCCACCACCUCAUCUUCCCCAGCACCAGUGGAAAAACCAUACUUUCCCAUCUGUAUGCGUUUGCUGCGAGUAGUUUCUGUUUUGAUUAAACAGUUUUACAGUUUGCUGGUAACAGAAUGUGAAAUCUUUCUGUCAUUGCUGGUUAAGUUUCUGGAUGCAGACAAACCACAGUGGCUACGAGCUGUUGCAGUAGAAUCUAUUCACAGGCUUUGUGUGCAGCCUCAGCUAUUAAGGUCUUUUUGUCAGUCAUAUGAUAUGAAGCAACAUUCCACUAAAGUUUUCCGUGAUAUUGUGAAUGCACUGGGGUCCUUUAUUCAGUCUCUAUUUCUUGUACCAAGCACAGGGAACACAUCAGCAACACCAAACCAAACUGGAAGCAACGCAUCAGGGAAUACUGGCUCAGCACAGACUAACCCAGGAGUGCUUGGAAUGGGUGGAGGUGCAACUGUAUUACCUGCCUUUGAGUACAGAGGCACUUGGAUACCCAUCCUGAAUGUAACAGUACAAGGCAGUGCUAAAGCUACAUAUUUGGAGAUGCUGGACAAAGUUGAGCCACCGACAAUUCCUGAAGGCUAUGCAAUGUCAGUGGCGUUUCACUGUUUGCUGGAUCUUGUCCGUGGUAUCACCACCAUGAUCGAAGGAGAGUUAGGAGAGGCAGAAACUGUCAUCCAAACCACAACAGAGGCAACAUCAUUACCAGCACAGUCUUCAGAGCAAGAUUUGCAGUCUGUUUCUGACCAGUCAGAGAAAGAAUUAGUUAGCAGAGCUGUCUGGGAAGAAAUGGUGAACGCUUGUUGGUGUGGUCUUCUAGCUGCUCUAUCCCUCCUACUUGAUGCAAGCACUGAUGAAGCUGCCACUGAAAAUAUUCUAAAAGCAGAAUUGACCAUGGCUGCACUUUGUGGAAGACUGGGUCUUGUAACAUCAAGAGACGCCUUUAUCACUGCCAUUUGCAAAGGAUCCUUGCCUCCUCACUAUGCCCUUACUGUAUUAAACAGCACAACUGCAGCUCUGUCCAGCAAGUCAUAUUCCAUUCAGGGACAGAAUGUUCAAAUGAUUAGUCCCUCAAGUGAGUCUCACCAGCAAGUUGUAGCAGUAGGGCAACCCUUAGCUCUUCAGCCACAGGGAACGGUUAUGCUGACAUCAAAAAAUAUCCAGUGUAUGAGGACUUUACUCAACUUAGCUCACUUCCAUGGAGCUGUUCUUGGUACAUCGUGGCAGCUUGUCCUGGCUACCCUUCAGCAUCUUGUGUGGAUUCUGGGACUGAAGCCUAGUGUUGGGGGUGCGUUAAAACCUGGGAGAGCUGUGGAAGGGCCAAGCACAGUUCUGACUACAGCAGUUAUGACUGAUCUACCAUCUAUAUCCAGCAUGAUUUCAAAGCUUUUUGAAAAUUCACAGUACCUUGACGAUGUGUCUUUACAUCACUUAAUAAAUGCCCUUUGCUCCUUGUCUCUGGAAGCCAUGGAUAUGGCCUAUGGAAACAAUAAGGAACCAUCACUUUUUGCUGUUGCUAAAUUGCUGGAAACGGGACUAGUUAACAUGCGCAGGAUUGAGAUUCUUUGGAGACCUCUGACCGGUCAUCUUCUGGAGAAGGUCUGUCAGCAUCCCAACUCGAGAAUGAGAGAAUGGGGAGCAGAGGCUUUAACUUCUCUCAUUAAAGCAGGACUGACAUUCAGACAUGAUCCUCCAUUAUCUCAAAAUCAGAGGCUGCAGUUGCUUUUAUUGAAUCCACUAAAGGAGCUGUCAAACAUUAGUCACCCUGAUAUCAGGAUCAAGCAGUUGGAGUGUGUGCUACAGAUUUUACAGAGUCAGGGUGACAGCUUAGGACCUGGUUGGCCAUUGGUGCUUGGAGUCAUGGGGGCAAUCCAAAGUGAUCAGGGAGAGUCCUUAAUACGGACUGCAUUCCAGUGUCUUCAGCUGGUUGUGACCGACUUCCUUCCUACAAUGCCGUGUACUUGUCUGCAGAUCGUUGUUGAAGUUGCAGGAAGCUUUGGACUUCACAAUCAAGAGCUUAAUAUUAGCUUAACUUCAAUUGGUUUGCUGUGGAAUAUUUCAGAUUAUUUUUUCCAAAGAGGUGAAAUAAUUGAAAAGGAACUAAACAAAGAAGAAGCAGUGUUGCAGAAACAGGCAGAAGAAAAGGGAGUGAUGCUGAACAGACCUUUUCAUCCUGCAUCACCAUUUGACUGUCUUUGGUUAUGCCUGUAUGCCAAACUCGGAGAACUGUGUGUGGAUCCCCGACCUGCAGUUAGAAAGAGUGCUGGGCAGACAUUGUUUUCUACAAUUGGUGCUCAUGGAACUCUACUGCAACAUUCAACGUGGCACACAGUAAUAUGGAAGGUUUUAUUUCACCUGUUGGAUAGGGUUCGAGAAUCUUCUACAACAGCUGACAAAGAGAAGAUUGAGUCAGGAGGAGGCAACAUUCUCAUUCAUCAUUCAAGAGAUACAGCUGAGAAGCAGUGGGCUGAGACAUGGGUAUUAACACUGGCUGGAGUUGCAAGGAUAUUUAACACCAGGAGAUACUUACUGCAGCCUCUAGGAGACUUUUCCCAAGCCUGGGACGUUCUUCUUGAUCACAUCCAGUCAGCAGCACUUAGCAAAAAUAAUGAAGUUUCCUUGGCUGCUCUGAAAAGCUUCCAGGAGAUCCUACAAAUCGUUUCUCCUGUUCGAGACUCUGAGAAGCCCGAGACACCACCUGCCAUCAAUGUUUCUGUACCUUUGGUGGUAGGAACAACAACUGCCCCUAGUCUUGGCAGAUCAUUCAUGAGAACUGACUCCAUAGGAGAAAGAAUAGGAAGAUACAAUGGAUCAGAACCUCCUGCAAUAACAGAUGAGAUUGAAGAUUUGAAUCUUUGGUGGGCAGCCUGGAACAGCUGGUAUAGGAUUGGAUCAGAAAGUACAAGGCCUCCAGUUACUUGUGAUAAAUUGACUUUCAUUCCCAGCCAGCCUUUUCUUACAGCUUUAAUUCAAAUAUUCCCAGCUCUUUACCAACACAUCAAAACUGGUUUCAGCAUGGAUGAUCUUCAAAAGCUGGGUGUCAUUUUGCACGGUGCUGUUUCAGUUCCGAUCAGUUCAGAUGCUUCCCCUUUCAUCCUUCCAUCUUACACUGAAGCAGUUUUGACAAGUUUACAGGAAGCGGUUCUUACAGCUUUAGAUGUUUUACAAAAGGCUAUAUGUGUGGGUUCAGAAGGUAUGCAGAUAAUGUAUCCUGCAAUCUUUGACCAGCUGCUGGCCUUUGUAGAAUUCUCCUGCAAGCCUCCACAGUAUGGACAGCUGGAAACCAAGCACAUUGCAAAUGCAAAGUAUAAUCAGAUACAACUAUUUGCACCGGCGGAAUGGGUGGCAUUGAAUUACGUACCAUUUGCAGAGAGAUCAUUGGAAGUUGUGGUGGACUUAUACCAAAAGACAGCUUGCCAUAAAGCUGUGGUAACAGAGAAGGUUCUUCAGAACAUCAUUAAGACACUUAGAAUACCUCUUAGCCUGAAGUACUCGUGUCCUUCUGAAAGCACAUGGAAGCUAGCUGUGUCCUCUCUUCUCAAAGUUCUCUCCAUUGGACUACCUGUUGCAAGGCAGCAUGCAUCUUCUGGAAAAUUUGACAGUAUGUGGCCAGAGCUAGCAAAUACUUUUGAAGACUUUUUAUUCACAAAAAGUACUCCUCCUGAUAAUCUCUCAAUUCAAGAAUUUCAGAAGAAUGAGAGUAUUGAUGUUGAGGUGGUGCAGCUUAUCAGCACAGAAAUACUACCAUAUGCUAAUUUUAUUCCUAAGGAAUUUGUUGGUCAGAUAAUGACUAUGCUCAAUAAAGGCUCAAUACAUUCUCAGUCAUCCUCCUUUACAGAAGCCGAAAUAGAUAUUCGAAUGAGAGAAGAGUUUUCUAAGGUGUGUUUUGAAACACUGCUCCAGUUUUCAUUCAGUAAUAAAGUAACAACUCCUCAAGAAGGCUACAUCUCUAGAAUGGCACUUUCUGUGCUCUUGAAAAGGUCACAGGAUGUAUUGCAUCGCUACAUAGAAGAUGAGAGAUUGAGUGGCAAAUGCCCUCUUCCACGGCAGCAAGUCACAGAAAUCAUUUUUGUUUUAAAAGCUGUCAGUACUCUCAUAGAUUCACUUAAAAAGACUCAACCUGAAAAUGUUGAUUCUAGCACAUGGGCACAAGUUAUUGCCUUGUACCCGACUUUAGUAGAAUGUAUCACCUGCUCAUCCUCAGAAGUGUGCUCUGCUUUGAAGGAGGCACUGGUUCCCUUUAAGGACUUCAUGCAUCCACCAGCAGCCAAGGUACAGAAUGGAGAGUCUUGACCCCAUAAAAACUUUUUUUAUUCUUGAAGGGAAUAUCCAAAAAUGUUUGCUCCUGGGUGAAGUUUCUCUGAGGAAAUCUCUUGUGACUAGUACUUUGGCAACCAGUGCUGACUGCCUCUUAACUGUACUAACAAGAGCUCAGUAAGAAUACAGGCUUUAUCUCAAAGGUUCCAGAGUGAGUAGCAGUGCAAACCUUUAAUAAAUUUAACUGACUAGUUGGAAUCAUUUAUAAUCUAAUGUACUUGCUACAGUAUCUUGAAGUGGUGAUUGAAAAGUGGGCUUAUGUACAGCUUGUUGUGUAUGUGUUAAUGAUGUAAUUAAAAAUAUUUCAAUUCAGUCAGAUUUAUUAGGCUGGUGUUUUGCACCCUUUUUUGAAGUACGAAUUGUACUAAAAUUUUAUGCAAGAUGGUACUGUAACAUUCCAUAUAUCUGUAACCAGCCUUUGUAAACAAAGGGAACUGAUAUACUUGUGUGUAUAAUAAAUGGUACAGUUAUGUAUAAAAUAGUUGCAUUUAUUAUUUAAAUUCUUUUAAAAAUAUUGAUAAUGUCAAAUGCUUGAAAAUGUAUUUAUUAUGAAUAAGUUGUAUGCUUGCAUUUUUACUUACAUUUUGCCUUCUAAAUUUCCAGAUAUGCUCAUUCAUAUCUGAUCAUGUUAGUUUUUGCUUAAUUGAAUGUAUCUUCUUUGUGGCCAUUGGACAUCUGCAAAGGGUCAUAUAACAAAAGAUUGAAGCAGGCGGUCACAGUCUGUUGAUCUCAAACUUCAGAGUAGUUGACCUGAAAUAAGUUUGAAUAUGCAGAAAUCCACUGUAGCACUUCAACACUACCAUACCUCACUUCAUAAUAAAUUUGUUUCAAGAUGUUUGUUCUACUUAACUCUAUCAAUUUUUGCAGUUGCAGCCUUGCUUUAAAAAGAAAACAAACGUAUAUGAGGGUUGUUAGCCUUUUUUCACCUUCUUGGCAAGUAUCACAGUCUUUGAAUCAUGACCCAGGAAAGGCAAGUUCAGAUAUCUAAAAUACUUGGCUGUAAUAUUUGGUUCAAUAAUUUUAAGUGUUUUGUUUUGUAAUGUCUUUUCAACCCAAUUGUUCUAAUCUUUUAAUUAUAAACUGUCUGAUAAAAACCAUGGGAAGUGUAUUUCUGAAGAUAGUUACUCAGUUAGAAAUGCAGUAAAAAUUGUCAUUAAGUAAUGUGAAUUUGUUUGACUAACAUUAUACACAAUUGAAGCAAACCACUUUCAAUAGCAUUGUUUUUAAAGUUUGGGAUCUAGCAUUUAAACUCUUAUUUAAUGGAUUUUGAUUUCAAUAAUGUUUCACCUGUAUUCACAUUUUUAAUCUGUGACGUGAAAGCACAAAGGCCAAAUGUAAAAAAAAAAAAACAAAGACAGGUGCCUUUCUAUGGAUUUCAGAGCUUAUGUUUAGGGUUUUGUUUCAAGUGUUUUGUAGAUAUUAAAAGAUUAUCAUGCAUAAGAAAUGGUAUUACAUCUGUUUGGUUUGCACUUUCCUCACUAAAGGAACACUGAUUGGUACAUGUGAAUAGGUGCAAAAGAUGUAGAAGCUUCAAGCUGUAGGUGUGAUGAACUGGUCAGGGUUACCCUGCCUGAAUAAUGUUCUCCAGGCAGUUCUUUGGACAGCUCGCUCCCACAAGUCUCCAGUUUAUGGUCCUUUAAAAGCUUUCUGUUUCAAGUACAGUAAAUAUUAAAGAGGAUUCAAGACCUUGCACAUUUCUGUGACCAAAGUUGUAUGGGACUUAAUUGUCAAACCUGAAUAGUUUUAAGAGAAUACAGUUUACAUUAAAGAAACAAAUGUUUCUUGUUAAUAGAAUUUAUGUCAAAAUACUUUCUCUGGAGGAGCAGUUCCAGUAAACUGCAGAACCGGAUCUUGCAUAGAAGCAACAACAUCAUCCAUACUCUGAAAGUGAAAACCUGACAACUGCUCUCCUAAUUAGAGGAAGCUAAGUCGAGGUCUUUAAAGAAAUAAACUGUAGACAGGAAAGAAGAGAAUUAUUUUGUUUUAGAAUAUAUAGGUGUGUGGUCCAAGCUAUGGGUGAAUUUGUUUCUAAUUAGUUUUGAAUGGAUUUUUCAUUGAUAAUACAGAUGGUGUUUGUCCAUUAAGGCAAAUCUUCAUCUGUCUGUAGUUCAAAAAGGGAUGCAUGAGUCUUUCUUGACUCUAGAGCUUAGACUACUUUACACCUAUGAAUACUAAUCUUCAAAAGGUUUUGAAAUAAACUACCAAUGAGUUAAUUUACCAUCCUUUCCUCUUAAUUACAAAAUGAAUAAUACCUGUGCUAUUUGAAGCAUGUUUUGGUCAUGCAGUCUGAGGUUGACUGUAUUAAAACUGCUUAUUUUGUAUAAAUAGUUUGAAAACUAAAAGCUACUUAGCUUAGGAAAUGUUUUCAUUGACUAAUUUUGUCUGUGAGCAAGAAUUAUUCCCUUUAAUGUGCCUUCUUGUCCGACACUCAAAUAUUUCUUCCAACUUGAAAUAUCAAUUUCUUUUUCCUAUUUGUACUUUUUGCUAAGCAUUCUUAGGGCUCCAUUGAGGCAAGCAGCAUUUUUGAAUACUUAAGUUUCACAUUUUUACAUGUUCCUAUUCUAGAAAGAUAAAUCUUGUUCCAGAAGAAACUGAAUUAAUUUAACAUUACCUGUUGAGCAGACUCAUAUCCAAGUUAAUUUCAAGUCUGCAGGGUUGCUUAGUCAUGAAAAUUAAAACCUGUGGACAUUUUCAGGAUGGCGUCUGCAGUGUGUCACUGAAGUCAGCUGAAAAAGUGGUGCAGCUGACUGUAUAGAAAUGUGUCAGUUGGAAGUUAGAAGAUAAGCAUUAAUUGCUUAUUAAAUCUAACCAAUCUUCACCUUUUUCCUUUUUGUUCACAACUUCAAAAAAGACACAGAUGGGAAUCCAAAGAGAAAAUUAAUAGUUUAUUAGCAUGUUCAUAUCAAGACUUUGGAUUAUUUGGGAAAACUUGUACGUCUCAGUGCUAUGACCAUUGCCUUAAUGUACAUAAGGAUUUAAGAUUGCAUAGUAACUGCUUAUGAAGAAAGAACAGAUAUCUCAAGCUGGGAAGUUCUUAUAGAAAGUCUUAUUCCCAGAAGUAACCUACAGUAGUUAUUUACUUGUCAUCAGAGAUGGUUAUCUAACUGGACAUCUGUUUUGUUCCCUCGUACAUAAGCCUGCUUCUCCACCUGCUUUAUUUGAUGAACUGUAGAAUGUUACUGGACAUUAAACCAUGUGAAACACAUGGUCACUGUUAGUUAUUUACAAGAGUAAAUAAGAGUAUGUGUGUGAAAUUUGAGUAGUUUAUCAUUGUACUCUGCAGAUGGGAUUCUUUUUUUACCCAGGUUGAGUUGUUUCUUCUUGCCAAAGAGCAAAUCUUUCCAUAGCUGGCCUUGAACUCACCACCAAGGUACUUUUAGUGAGGUUAAUGCCUUUCUUUUCCUCACAAUGGCAAACACAAGUACUAGCCAUCAGUGUAUUUUACAGAAACUCAUUUAGAAGCUCAAGAUAUGACAGUUCUUGGGGGGAGGGAGGAGGAAAGCACAUUUUCUACUCAUGGGUUUCUAUACAGCUCUGCUCUGUGUCUCUUCACUAGUUGCUCACCUCACAUUUUCAGCUAGCUACUCAUUUUCUGUAUGGGUAGGCAACCUUCAGCUUCAGUCCUCCUGAAUAAAGUGAGGCUCUACACCAGAGAGAGAAAUUGCUGUGCACAGCUGCCUUGUGAGCAGAAUACAUUCUGACUGUGCUACUGCUAUAGGCCCAGUAAAACAGCUUAGAGUGGGGGGUGUCAGAAAGUUCCAAAUAAGGCAGCUCUAGUGUGUAGGUUUUGUUUGAAUUGGAAUCCAAAACAGUGCACAGACAUUGUCUAUAUCUGUAGGUGAAAACCAUUUAACCAUCAACAAAAUGUUGAUAUGAUAUUUUUAUUCCCCAAGAAAAGCUUCUCCCAGGAUUUUUCACCCCUUUCUUCUGACAGUGCUUUUUGUGCGUGCUUCAGUUGUGACUGUUGGAGGCAGAGACUCUUUGUAUAGACAAUAUUUUGUAUAUCAAGGCAAGUAGUACAAGUCCAAUAAAAAUAAUUGUCAGUGUAGAGCACAGAUUUCAUUUGGAGAGUAGAUGCUCUUGAGAGCUCAUAGCUGAGCUGUACUGUUCAGAUUUAUGUCUUACUCAAAGUAUAUGACUGCUGUCUAAUUUAGGACAGACAUUAUAUCCACUAAGAACCAAUUGCUGGAAUCAAGAAUGACCACAGAAGCAGCGAGUAAAGUAUUGGAUGGGUGAUUUAAGACAACUUGUGUAAGAAAGAAAGUGAAAUUAAAUAUUCACAAUUCUUAGGGGAGAGGGAGAACCUCAAAAGAAAAAUGACUGGACUUGAAGAAGACAGAGCACACAAAAUUGCUACGUAAGAUCUUGCAGGAGACAACUCUGAAGUAAGAGAGGAACUGAGGAGAUAAGACAGGUUCUUGGAGGUGUAAAGGUCAUGACUGAAAGUAUGUGCCAGACAAGCUGUAAUGAGACCAGCUCAAUUAAACAAGGAACUUCAAACAGUGAAGGGAGGCCUAUGAAAGAUAGGCAUCAGAUACCACCAAAGAUAAGUGUUAACUAACAGAUAGGAAUGAAAGUAGAUAUACCUGUCAGCUAACAGAGAAUAAAUGCAUAAAUAGUAAAAGAUUUGUACUAACAAAAGUGCUGACUACUAAAAGAGUACAGCUGUUCACACAGGUGAUGGUCUUUGGUUCAGAACUGCAAUUUGUGUGUUGAAUUUUUUGUUUUGUUAUGGUGAUGGCUAAUCAAAAACAUCAGAAAUCUACUGCCAGUCUAUUGCUUGUGUAAAUGAUGUGGGUGACAAAGAUUGAAGAAGCUUGCUUAGAAAAAGGGAGACAGAAGAGGAAAUGGUUACAUGUUGUCAAAUUGACUGAGCCUGAAGAAUUUCUUCCUGGAAUUUAAAGAACUAAUCUGAGUUACUUCAGUAUUUUUAAGAUUAUCUUUGUGAUGUCCUUGUGUCCUAUCAGAGUAACAUGCUAAAAACUGAUCCUUCUUUUUCUGAGCUCCUAAUUUAAGAAUUUGUCUUGAUUAUGAAACAACUGAUAAAAAGGAUAAGACUUA
Parus major (Great Tit) is the source of this 10245-nucleotide messenger RNA. RefSeq names its product MON2 homolog, regulator of endosome-to-Golgi trafficking (gene MON2). The record is from RefSeq and is a predicted model, not a curated record. Lineage: Eukaryota; Metazoa; Chordata; Aves; Passeriformes; Paridae. The transcript has 36 exons. Bases 1 to 5160 code for a protein of 1719 amino acids.